Messenger RNA from Durotheca rogersii, 1564 nucleotides. RefSeq names its product COQ7-domain-containing protein. Lineage: Eukaryota; Fungi; Ascomycota; Sordariomycetes; Xylariales; Xylariaceae. Gene Ontology annotation, molecular function: 3-demethoxyubiquinol 3-hydroxylase activity. The record is from RefSeq and is a predicted model, not a curated record. The transcript is spliced from 2 exons. Gene Ontology annotation, cellular component: mitochondrial inner membrane. Bases 177 to 965 code for a protein of 262 amino acids. Gene Ontology annotation, biological process: ubiquinone biosynthetic process.
UUGACCUUACGAUGAUGAAUUUCAAUAGCUGUCGCGUUUUUGGUGGGCUUCCACAGCUACACACAAAGAUAAUAGGUAUAGGUGCAUAGCUCUACCGUCAAUUCCUUGAUCUAUUUGCCUCGAGCACCCUUUCUUUUCUUUCUUCUUCUAGAGGUCGAAACGGUAUUCCUCAAGAAAUGGCAUGGCAGAGGACGUGUUCCAGCGCAAUGCGCCAGACUCUGCUGCCGCUGCCGUCCCAUUCGCGCGGCUUCCUUACCCCUGCACUGCGACAACCAGGUUGGAGACGACAGUUGAGCACCACUCCCACACCCACUCCCGAUGACGAUGCGCCCAAACCGCCGAGCCCAGUCUCCCCGGACGGCCCCGCGGCACCGCCCCGUCGCCCGCGCAAGCCCCUGACCCAAGAGCAGCGCGACUUUUUGUCCUCGGCGCUCCGCGUGAACCAAGCGGGCGAGCUAGCCGCGACCCUGAUCUACACGGCGCAGACGCCGCCGCUGGUAGCGGCGCACCCGCACCUGCGGCCGCUGAUGGCGCACAUGUACGCGCAGGAGGAGGGGCACCUGGCGACGUUCAACGCGUUGAUGGCGAAGCACCGGGUGCGGCCGACGGCGCUGUACCCGGUGUGGACGGUGCUGGCGGCGGGGCUGGGGUGGACGACGGCGGUGAUGGGGCGCGAGGCGGCGAUGGCGUGCACGGAGGCGGUCGAGACCGAGAUCGGCGGCCACUACAACAACCAGAUCCGCGCGCUGCUCGCCAUGUUCGACCGCUGGGAGGCCGACGGCUGCGACGCCGGCGACGAGCUGCGCGCCCUCGCCGCCACCCUGCGCCGCAUCCGCGACGAGGAGCUCGAGCACCUCGACCACGCCCUCGACAACGACGCCAGGAAGGCCGAGCCCCACUGGCUCCUCACCGGCGCCAUCCGCCUCGGCUGCCGCGGCGCCAUCUGGGUCAGCGAGAGGGUGUGAGCGGGACGGGCGCGAGGCGGGCAGACGCGUCCGCACAUCUGCGCCGCUUCCCCCCACGGUGCCAGGGCUGUUCCCGCCGGGUUUCAAAUGUAGUGUUUGAGUCACUAAACCUACCGGCGUCUAGCACUGCGGAGUCUUGCCCGGUGAGGUCGUUGUCUCGUACCCCCGAAGCCUCGGGGUGGCCCCCGAAGUGAUGCGUGUCCUUUGGACGAGAGAGCUGGCGCCACGUCACACUUACAAUUAUAGGCGCAUAUCGAACGGGACCAGGUAGCCAGAGACUGGAUCGUGCUGACGGCAUAAGGAGGAAGGAUAACGUAUGUGCACAUGCACGCGCAUAUAUACCUAUGUUUGUGUGUACUCGCAUGUAUGCCUUGUAGGCGUUCACCAGAAGACGUCUAACCAUUGAUGGGCUCGGGUUUCCUUUCGUGAUCUACCUAUAGCUCCAACCUUGGGCAUGGCCAAGCUAGCUAAUGGCAGUCGAUGAGACCGAUCUGGGAUCUGCCACAUUCAUACCUGCGGUAAGAAUCCCCUUCCCGGGAAACUCAUUAUGGGUAGCCAUCACGUAGGUAGUCGGUGACAAGGUAGGCAUAACAAUAGCC